AGACAUUCCGGCACCGGAGAGUGAGGACACGGGGACCCAAGAAGGAAGGAAAGAGAUGCUGACUUUCGUCGGAAUCUGAAGACCAAGGUUCAAGACCACCUGUGCUACUGGCUGCCGUGAUCUCGGGCAGGAGACCUCUCACCUCUCAGCCUCCACACACUUUCCUGUGAAAUGGGGACCGUGACCGUCCCACCGCUGAAUCACCGUGAAUGAGGACACAAAUGGCCCCGUGGUUGUUGUGAGACAGCCUAGUCCUCAACAUCAUCUACAAAGACGUCCAUCGGCAGGCUCUCCCGGGCCUCGUGACUCCCGGAGCCUGAGAGGUUAGCGCACAAGUGCACACACGUCCACGUGAGGCACCCAGGACACAGCCAGCAUGAACUGGGGAUUUCUCCAGGGAAUCCUGAGCGGCGUGAACAAAUACUCCACGGCACUGGGCCGCAUCUGGCUGUCUGUGGUCUUCAUCUUCCGGGUGCUGGUGUACGUGGUGGCGGCGGAGGAGGUGUGGGACGACGAUCAGAAGGAUUUCAUCUGCAACACCAAGCAGCCGGGCUGCCCCAAUGUCUGCUAUGACGAGUUCUUCCCCGUGUCCCACGUGCGCCUCUGGGCCCUGCAGCUCAUCCUGGUCACCUGUCCUUCCCUGCUAGUGGUCAUGCACGUGGCCUAUCGUGAAGAGCGGGAAAGGAAACACCGCCUCAAACAUGGUCCCGACGCCCCACCCCUGUACAGCAACCUGAGCAAGAAGAGGGGUGGCCUGUGGUGGACCUAUUUGCUGAGCCUCAUCUUCAAGGCUGCUGUGGACUCGGGAUUCCUCUAUAUCUUCCAUUGCAUCUACAAGGACUAUGACAUGCCUCGAGUGGUAGCUUGCUCUGUGGCUCCUUGCCCCCACACUGUGGACUGUUACAUCGCCCGGCCCACAGAGAAGAAGGUCUUCACCUACUUCAUGGUCGUCACGGCAGCCAUUUGUAUUCUACUCAACCUCAGUGAGGUCGCCUACCUGGUGGGUAAGAGAUGCAUGGAGGUCUUCUGUCCCCGGCGCCGGAAAGCUUCCAGGAGGCACCAACUGCCAGAUACGUGCCCACCAUAUGUGAUCUCCAAAGGAGGUCACCCUCAAGAUGAGAGCGCGAUCCUAACAAAGGCCGGGAUGGCCACGGUGGAUACAGACAGGAGCUCCACGUAUCGCCAGCAUCGCCUUCACCUCACGUGGGACUUGCCGACUGAUGCCCAUCAUCCCCGGAGAGCUGCCGACCCUCGCAAGGUGGGAGCAGCAGCCACCGCACACCGCAUGUACAGUAAGAGGAAAAUCAAUUCUCACUGAGGUGACCACCACAGAGAAUUGCUGCCCCGCCAGUAUCCCACCGUUCUUCUGCUCCUCCUAUUUAGGCAGAACUCUAGAAUUCAGUCCCGCUGGGCACACCCUUCCCUACACCCGGGGCCGGCUCUGCUGUCGGAGCGACCCCCACAGGCAGGGGAAGGCCUUUGUGGACAUUUCCCCUUCAGCCUGCUUUGAUCUCCUCUGGUUGUUGGCCAUGGCGCCAGCCUUCUCAGUUUCUCCACCCUCAGACUUUCUAGCACAUUCCACGUAUUGACACCCUGUUCCUCAGAAGUAGAAACUCUUCCUACAACUGCCUCCAACCCUACAGACCACCUCCGGCUCCCUCCAUGCCUUCCCUCAGCACAGGUAGAAGCCUGGACCUACACCUGCUAAUCCUCCGAGCUCCCCACAUGUUCCUUUCUCGGGACCCUUUCAGCCCUACCUCUUCCUGCCUGUUUGAGUGUUCUCAGAUCUUUCCUCCUGGUCCUUCCUUGACCCCACGGUCCCUUCAGCUACCUCCCUGCCUUCUCUGGCUUUCCCAACCAUUCUUCCUCCCUCACCUCCCACUCCCUCACCUACUACCUGUGGUCUGUCUCGGGCCCCAUCAUGUCUCUCAACCUCCCUGCCAAAGCCAGUUUCACCUACUCUCUGUCACUCAGCCCAGUGGAAGCUCUGCAGGCCCUGUCUUGCCUGAUGGAGCAUUUAAGGACACAUGGCCUUUCUUCUGGAAAUUCCUGUUCACGCCGUAAGUUCUCUCUUUGUUCUAUCCACCCAGCACUGUUCCUGUCCCUUUAAACUGGGGUUCUAAAGGUCACAGCUAGUCACAACUCCUUGUCUUUAAAUGAGGCCAGGCAGAUUAUCAGUGAUGUUUUCAAUGGUUUCUACGGAAAAUGUGUAAUGGCAAGACACAGGGAGACGGGAGAUGCUGGUUGUAAAGCUACCGUAUGAAAGCCCCACAAAAAAUCUCCUGGGUGAGAAGAGGGAUGCGUGCCAGCUGUCGUAGAGGGGCAGAGGCCAUCAGCGAGCAGGAGAGUGAUCCUAGACACACUCCAGACCUGACUCAGAUGCCACUCUGUCCCCAAGGUACCUUGCCCUUCGUGUGUCUUAACAAGCCAAUAAAUUCUUCUU
Messenger RNA from Mus pahari (shrew mouse), 2443 nucleotides. RefSeq names its product gap junction protein beta 4 (gene Gjb4). Gene Ontology annotation, cellular component: connexin complex. Lineage: Eukaryota; Metazoa; Chordata; Mammalia; Rodentia; Muridae. The transcript is spliced from 3 exons. Gene Ontology annotation, molecular function: gap junction channel activity. The coding region runs from base 377 to 1318 and encodes 313 amino acids. Gene Ontology annotation, biological process: cell communication. The record is from RefSeq and is a predicted model, not a curated record.